AUGGUUGCAAGCAAUAACUACGGCUGGCGAAAAUGUUGGGAUCUCAAAAUCAACUGGACACCAGAGCAUCUUACAGCAGAAGAUUUGGAACCUUUGAUACAUACGUACGACGCUGUUUCCACAGAGGCCGUCGAGAAGUUAAAUGAGAUCUGGUCCUUGUCUUGCAAAACAAACCCUUCUGAGAACGCAGAUAGUCCAACAGGGAAAAAGAAAGCCAGACAAGACCUCUAUGAACUGCUUCAAGAGCACGCUUUUACCGAUGACAAAAUUGGCAAAUUAUGGAAUGAGAUCAAUACCAUUCCAGAUUGGGUCGACUGGGAGCAGAUAGAAAGAGGACAGAAGGUGUUUUAUCGCUAUGGAGGGCCAGCCAUAACAGCCUUGACAUUCCUAUCUCUCUUGGGCGGAUUGGGAAGUGGACGAACUGUCGAGACUCUCGACCGUACUGGAGGUUUCGGUGUGGACGUCGUCAGACGGCGCUUGCUAGAAACCAUACAGCAUACACUAAACGUAACACGCAACCUAGAAUCUAUAAAACCGGGCGGCGAUGGUUUUGCAGAUUCGGUUAGAGUUCGACUGCUCCACGCGGCAGUACGCCGGCGUAUCAUGCAGAUGGCUGAGAAGGAGCCUAGGUACUACGACAUGAAGAUGUACGGCGUACCGAUCAACGACCUCGACUGUAUCGGCACUAUCUGUGCUUUCUCGUCGACCCUGAUAUGGAUGGGCCUUCCACGGCAAGGCAUAUGGCUACGGAAACAGGAAAUUGCCGAUUACCUCGCGCUCUGGCGCUACGUGGCUUAUCUCAUGGGCACGCCUCACGACUGGAUGUCCACGCCAGAGUCAGCGCGGCGCAUGAUAGAGUCGCUGUUGGUGGCAGAAAUCAAGCCUAGCAAGGCGUCUGCAAACCUCGCCAACAACAUCAUCUCCGGGCUUCAGGACCAACCGCCGACAUAUGCCCCGAGGGGAUUCCUGUGUGCCCAGACGUACUGGCUCAACGGACGCGAGUUGUCAAAGGAGCUAGGGGUUGAGGAGCCGAGCUUAUACUACACCGCCCUCGUGGCUGGGCAGUGCAUUCUAUUUGCGACGUUUGGUUAUAUCAACCGAAGUGUUAGCUAUCUAGACGAACGGAACAUCAAGCUAUUCCGUAAGGCUCUGUACAAAGUACUACUACAGGACAAAUCUGAAGGCGCGCUGGGCUACACGGCCAAGUUUAACUUCAAGUACAUGCCUUCAUUCAACCGGACGACAACCGUGCGUGGUCCGGCGCCGGCGCAAGAAGGGAGGCUGAGGGUGCCGGGAAGAAUCGAACGCGUGGCACUGAUCUCGCUACUUACUUUCGCUGCCGUCGUCUAUAUUGUUUCUUCGUGGUGCUAUGCUAAGGCCGUGAGAUGGAUGGAUUAG
Messenger RNA from Daldinia vernicosa, 1398 nucleotides. RefSeq lists its product as uncharacterized. The transcript is spliced from 3 exons. Bases 1 to 1398 code for a protein of 465 amino acids. Gene Ontology annotation, molecular function: oxidoreductase activity. Lineage: Eukaryota; Fungi; Ascomycota; Sordariomycetes; Xylariales; Hypoxylaceae. The record is from RefSeq and is a predicted model, not a curated record.